Iphiclides podalirius (scarce swallowtail) is the source of this 3561-nucleotide messenger RNA. NCBI's taxonomy places the organism in Eukaryota, Metazoa, Arthropoda, Insecta, Lepidoptera, Papilionidae. The record is from the annotation of a GenBank genome assembly.
AUGGAUGGUUUAAUUCACGCGGCAUUGGAAGCAGAGGUAAUACUUAACCGAGUUAAACAUGCAAAUUCAAACUUAACGCAAUUGGACAGUGGUGUUCCUAGCCAUAAAAUGACUUGGAGCCAUGAAAAAAUGCACCUAGCAGAAACUGUUGAUGAUGGAAGGAUGAAGUUUCAAAGGAAUUCUACCGUUUUGGCAUCUACUAAGCAAGAAAAAUUUGAUUUAUUUAAAAAGCUUCAUGAGUUGUACAAUGAAUUAAGUAGAGAUGAAGCGUCACAAAUAAGUUAUCAAGGACUUAAAACUACAUCAUAUUUGUUGGAAAAGUUAUUAGCAACAUAUAAUCUCAAUACAUUAAUAAUAAACUUAUAUCCAGGGAAUAAAGGCUACUCGUUAUCUCUUAAAGUAAAUGGCAAUACACAGUAUCUACAACCUCCAGAUGUAAGUAUAUCAAGUCAAGAAGAGACUUUAAUAGAAACACCUCGAUGGCCAUAUGAGGAGGAAGAGUUGCUAAGCUAUAUAGAUAAUGAAGAGUUACCAGUGAUCCUCCUUGACCUCUUAGAGUCUGAACACUCAUCACUGUUUUAUUCUGGUUGCAUAAUCGCUCAAAUAAGGGACUAUCGGCAGGCAUAUCCUAGUUUUAUGUGUGAUACACAUCAUGUUUUAUUACGACCUACUAAUCAGAGUAUAAUAACGGACGCAAUGUGCAUCGGGGGUCGGUGUGGUUGGGCGGCCGAAGAGAGAGGGGCCCUUGAGGCGGUGGAGGCGGCCCUGGUGCAUGCGGCGGCGCCUCCUCUCUGCUUGGACCCCAGGCCGGCGGUGGGAAUUCUGGCGGCGCGCCUCCACGCCGCCCCGCGACUUUUCAACACGCCCAGGAUACGACGGCAAGCGAGGCGAUUUUCACAGGUAGCAGUAAAUAGGAAAAGAAAACUGGACCAAUUCACACACCAUCAUGGGCUGGAGUUACUUGAAUUGAUUCAUAGACAAAGAGCUAAGAAUAGCAGGCAGUCUGUGCCACUAACUAGGCUUACUUCAAAAUAUCCCAAGAAACCACCAGAGGUGUUCAAGCCGAUCGAGCCGCCGCGCGCGGAGGCAGUGCCGCUCGCGCCGCCGUCGGAGGCGGGCGGGCCGCUGCGGCUGGCGCGCGCCUACGAGCGGCCGCGGCCCACGUCCGACUGCCAGCCGCAGCUGGUGGAGGAGUACGUGCUGGAGACGGAGCGCGGCGCGCAGCACCCGGCCGGCGGCUGCUUCCACAUCAAGCUCUCGAUACUGCAGCGGCCCUCCGACCAGGAGUUCCUCGGCGAGCUCUACGUGGACCGCGACCACGUCGAGGGCGAGAGGAACGGAGCCGCGUGCCGCUUCACCUUAGGAUCGAGACUCCAGGCGAAUAAGUAUAUACAACAGUUCACGGAGAUUUUCACAGAAGAAGGUCGCAAGUCAGUCAGGAUAAAGCACAUCGUGCCUGGACAAUUACCCAGGGUGUCCUUCACCGGUGGCAUGAGGGAGAUGGGCCAGCAGUUACUUCUGCAGCAGAGGUCUGCCGCCGCGAAUAGCUCCACUGUCCAGACGCAUUCGACCGCGGUCCCUGUAAUGACUUCCGCAAUUGCCCCCACUCCUAAUGCACACACAAACGCGCGGCAGCUUCCAAUUCUGCAGGCCCAGUUGCAGCAAGUUGGCAACGUGGGGGGCGUCUCGAGCGGCGCUGUCGUCGGUGCAGUGGGGAGUGUGGGCAAUAUGGGCAAUCUGGGCAAUAUAGGCAGUGUGGGCAAUGUGGCGGCUGUAGGGGCCGUUCCCGCUGCGGGCAGCGUGGGAAGUGUGGCGAGCGUGGGUAACGUGGGCAGCGUGACAAACGUGGGCAACGUGGGCGUCGUGCCGGCAGUUGCCAACGUUGCGGCCGCAGCUGGUGUGGUGGCUGAAGCCGCCCUCAAGCAGCAACCUUCACCGACAACGCCCCGCCUCUCUCCACAAGUCCACGACAUCCAUUCGACGCAGGCGUCCACCAACCAACUGCUAGCCCAGCAGUUGACCAACCCGCCGCAGCCCCUCAACCCACAGAAGAUGCAGUCGACCAUCAUCCAUAUACAGCAUCCUCUCAUGUCCUCAGCGGGGACUUCCCAGGUGCAAAACAUCCAAUACACGAACACCUCAACGACGCAGCAGAAAGCCACCGUCACCAAACCGCGCACGACGAAUCCCGCCAUCAGCGCUCUUGUCACCAGCCUUAUGAACUCUGCGCAGCAGUUCCAGCAAGCGGCGAGCCAGAACGCGGCGAAAGCGGCCGUCAGCACGCCGAGCAGCAACGCCACCAUCCUCAACCUGCUGAACAGCGCGCCGGCCGCGAUGACGCACGCCGCGCACGCGACUCACGCGACUCACGCAACUCACGCAACUCACGCGACUCACGCGACUCACGCGACUCACGCAACUCACGCGACUCACGCGACUCACGCGAGUCACGCGACUCACAGCGCCGCAGCGGACGGCGUCGACGCGCACAAACUGCUCGGCAGGACGGUGUCGAUAUCGGGCGCCCGGCUGCUGUCCACUACCACCGCGUCGGCGGUGCCUACGUACACGCAGCAGGGUCUGAGCUUGACGUCGCUGCAGGGUUUGCAGAGUCUGCAGGGGCUGCAGGGUCUGCAGAACGUGCAGGUGCAGAUCCCCGGCCUGUCGGCGCCGAUCUCGCUCUCGCUGAACGUGUCCGGGGCGCCCAGCGGGCUGCUGGUGUCGGUACCACCCACCACCUCGGUGGUGCUCACCAACCAGCCCUCGGUGCUUUCACUGCCAAUCGCGCAACUGAUGCCCGGCGGCGUGAAGGGGUCGGUGCGGGGCGGGGCGGUGCAGGUGGUGCGGGGCGCGAGGCCGGCGCGCCUGGUGCGCCCCGCCCCCGCUCCCGCCCCCGCCCCGGCGCCCUCGCCCUCGCCCGCCGCGCCCCGCGCCCCCAUCGCUCCCCACGUCGUCGCCGCGCCCACAGGUGAGCUGUCGCGCCCUCUUUUUCCCACUUCCCCCUACCAAGCUCUCAUUCUCCCUCCCUAUCAUUCCAUUCCACCUUUCCCCGCGGCGCGUGCUCGCCUGCUCCGCCGCUGCCGUGCUGUCCACAGAAGAACUAUCCACGCUUCACUUUCCCACUCCUACCAUAUCCCCUCUCACCCACCCUCUCAUUCCUUUCUCCCUCUUUCCGUGUCCCGCGCCUUGCUCGUCUACCACGGCGCCACUGCGCUGCCCAUAGCGAAGCUACCCCUCCGCCUCUCUUUCCCACACUCCCUUUCAUAUCACCUCCCUCCCUAUUAUUUUCGACAUUUCCCGCGCCCCGUGCCGUGCUCAUCUACUACACCGCUGCCCUGCUGUCCACAGGUGAACUACCCAUGCCUCUCUUUCCAACUCCCCUCUUCCAUAUCACCUCUCUCCCUCCCUUUCAUUCCUUUCCACCAUUUUUCGCGCCUCGCGCAGCACCCCCACGCCGCCGUCGCCUCGCCCACUCCGGUCGCGCAACAGUUCAUCACACAAACGCAGUCGCAGAGUCUGAACGCGCACCAAGUGCGGCGGAAAUCGAACCCGGAGAGCUCU